Messenger RNA from Solanum dulcamara, 924 nucleotides. Its product is annotated as transcription factor MYB63-like. The record is from RefSeq and is a predicted model, not a curated record. Bases 64 to 798 code for a protein of 244 amino acids. The transcript is spliced from 3 exons. Lineage: Eukaryota; Viridiplantae; Streptophyta; Magnoliopsida; Solanales; Solanaceae.
UUUAAUUAAGUUAAACAAAUCAAAUUAACAUAAAAAGGAGAGAAAAUAAUUCCAAAUUAGAAAAUGGGGAGAACUCCUUUUAUUGACAAAAAUGGAAUAAAAAGAGGUGCAUGGAGUGAAGAUGAAGACAACAAAUUAAGAGCUUAUGUUGAAAGAUUUGGUCAUCCUAAUUGGAGGCAAUUGCCUAAAUAUGCUGGACUAAUGAGGUGCGGAAAGAGUUGCAGACUGAGAUGGCUGAAUUACUUGAGGCCUGGUUUGAAGAAAGGAAAUUAUAGCCAUGAAGAAGAACGACUCAUUAUUAAAUUACACAAUGAACUCGGAAUAAGAUGGUCAGCGAUUGCUACAAAAUUACCAGGACGAUCCGACAAUGAUGUCAAAAAUCAUUGGCAUGCUCAUCUUAAGAAACGUGUGACAAUGGAUCAGCAACUUACUGAUCAAUCUUCAGAGUCAAUUGGGCAAUCUCAAACUUCUUAUAAAGUUUCGGAACAAGACCCAGUUAUUAGAGAGGUGUCAGAUCAUCAUGCUCACGAAACUUCACGUCAUCUAGAGGUUUCGUCAAGAGAUCAUGACGAUUUAUGUUCCGAUUCUAGUUCCCAAUUAAAUGGAUUGGACUGGAUUGAAGAAGAUAAUAAUUACAUGAGAUCAAUGGAACAAUUUCCAAGUAUCAAUUCAUUGGAACCACUUCCAGACUCUUCCUUUACCUGGACAAUUAAUCCUAUCGACACUUUUCAGAAUGAACCUUUUGACCAUAUUUGGACCCAACCCUUCGAUAAUUUCUGGACACAACCUUUCUUUUAAUUCUUAAUUAUAUACCUCAACUUUCAAGAAGAUUUUGAUAUAUUCUAUGAAUUGUUUUUGAGAGAAAGACAAGUACUACAAGAAUUUGUACUGAAUAACAUAUUUCAUGAGCUUUCAAGUUCAAAU